UUGUUUUCAAGCUCAAAGCUGGCUUUUGAAACACCAGGAAGCCAUCUUGAAUACUACAUGUCAGAGGGCGGCAAAGCACUUGCCAAAAUAAGCAAAUUCAUUGUUUUCAGCUUUCUUUCAAAAGUCAGCCACUUUAUUUUUGAUUUCUUUACAAUUAUACAUCUUGAUGAUUCAAAAAACAAAAAUAUUACUGUGAUCUUUAUGAUCUCUCUGAUACUGUUAGGAGCAAUCAAACUUUGGAAGAUGCCAAAAAUCAUUUAUUUUAACAAGAUGAACAUCGACAUUGCCUAUGAAAAGGAAAAAUGCAUAAACGAGACGCUCGAAAACCUUGCGAUAGUCAAAGCAUAUGGAACUAAGAAGCAUACGGUUUCAAAGUAUGCUAGAAAAGCUUUUAUGUGGGAAUCUGCAAACGUUUCAUACAAAUUUUGGAAUCUCUCCACUGAUAUGAUAUUCAACUGUAUUAGCACAGCUGCUAGACCUGGAAUAGGUCUUCUUUAUAUUCUUUGGUGUAGUCCUAGCAAUGGAAAAAUGCACGUUCAAAACAACGAUGUUUUAAAUCAUAUGGAUAAGAUCACUGAAAUGUUGAAGACAAUUGUUUCAUUAGUCAGUAUCCAGACUGAGUUACUUCAAACGUACAUUUUAACCGAAAAUGUUAUUGAGUAUUUGAGGUUGGCAAAUGAAGAAGUUAAUAGAGAGAUCAGGAUCAGCUCGUUCUCAGAAAGCAUCGAGGUCAAGGACCUGAGCUACACAUGCAAGGACAAGCUUGUCUUCAAUAACGUCAGCUUCGUCAUCAGCAGGGGAAGCAAGGUGGUUCUGUUCGGCAAGAAUGGCACGGGGAAAAGCUCCAUCUUCAAGCUGCUUCUCGGCUUCGACAAGUACAGAGGCACCAUCCUGUUCGACGGCAUUGAGCUGUCAAGACUGUGCAUAUCCGACUAUAGACGACUCAUAACAUAUGUCCCGCAGGACACCAGGCUGUUUGACGAAAGCAUCUACUACAACCUGGCAUACGGCAACAGCAAGUCGUUCAAGGAAAUCAUCGAGGAGUGCAAGAGCAUGGGGAUACACGACGCCAUCAUGUCGUUUCCCAGCGGAUACAAUACCGGAGUUGGCGAGGGGGGCAAGAGCAUAAAUGGAGGGCUGAAGCAGAAGAUAUUCUACACAAGGGCGUUUCUGAGAGACAGCGAGAUAUAUCUCUUUGACGAGCCCACAAACAACCUCGAUGCAAACCACAGCAGAUUUUUGCUGGAGUAUAUCCGAAGCCCCCGGUAUGCGGAGAAGACAUUCUUUGUGAUAUGCCACGACAGGGAUAUUGCAAACGAGUUUCCA
This is a messenger RNA of Vittaforma corneae ATCC 50505, 1326 nucleotides long. RefSeq lists its product as uncharacterized. The transcript has a single exon. The record is from RefSeq and is a predicted model, not a curated record. Gene Ontology annotation, biological process: transmembrane transport. Gene Ontology annotation, molecular function: ATP hydrolysis activity; ATPase-coupled transmembrane transporter activity; ATP binding. NCBI's taxonomy places the organism in Eukaryota, Fungi, Microsporidia, Nosematidae. Gene Ontology annotation, cellular component: membrane. The annotation marks the transcript as partial.